UUCCUUUCUUGUCUAUGUUAUGGAGUCCCUGCCACUGAAGUAAAGUAUAAAAGAUAGGACUCCUCAUUGACAAUCACACAAUCUACACUGAAGUUCUGAAAGGGAAGAUUUGACAUAAAGAUUCAUCAUGGCAGUCAUGAGAGCUCUUGUGCUUCUUUUCUUGGUCUUUUCUGUUGAGAGUGCACCAGCUCAUGAGAAAUGCUCCUAUGGAUUGACACCUUUUGGUGUGCAAUGCUACAAAUUCUUCUCUGAGUCAGUAAACUGGGCCACAGCUGAGAAAAACUGUCAAUCCAUUGAUGCAAACCUUGCACCUGUGCGCAGUAAAGUGGAAAACGACUUUCUUCUGAGUCUGAUUGUGCCUGCUGACAAACGUGCUUGGAUUGGUGGCCAUGAUGGCGAAAUUGAAGGACAAUGGCUCUGGGCUGACGGAUCUCAAUUUGACUUUACCAGCUGGUGCUCUGGGGUACCUGACAAUUAUAAAAAUACACCAGAGAACUGCCUGGAGAUAAACUUAAACCUUCCAGAGUACUCAUUACGCAAUUGCUGGAAUGAUGCGCCUUGUUCAACCACAAUGAGUUACAUUUGUGCCAAACCCAUGUGAUCAUAAAAAUCAAUCUGUUUCAAAAGUACUGUGAUUGUACUACAUGCCUAUACAUUUUUUCUGAUCUUAUCUUUAAAAUCUUUCAAAUAUCUCUGAAAUGAUCUUAAAAAAUUACUGAACCUUUCUGAAAACUUCUCAAAUCAUUAAAAUCAUUUAUAAAGCAAAUUUUGUGCAUUGUGGAGUCAGAAUUUAAGUCAUGUAAAAAGUAAAGGUUAUUUUUACUAUAAAACUAGAAAACAAUAUCUAUAUCUGGACAAUGUAUAAACAAAUUUACCAUAUGACACUAAUAUCUGAUUGUUAGUUAGUCCUACAGUUAACUUGC
Paramisgurnus dabryanus is the source of this 923-nucleotide messenger RNA. The record is from RefSeq and is a predicted model, not a curated record. NCBI's taxonomy places the organism in Eukaryota, Metazoa, Chordata, Actinopteri, Cypriniformes, Cobitidae.